UACUGUCAAUUGACAUCCAAGACUCCCGUAAAUGCGACGAGAUGAAAGCUAACGUUGGCUAUAUUUUUAAUACCCGCUUCUCUCUCGCUUCCUUAGCUGUCGGUACAGUGUUUUCCAGCUGGUGAAUCUGCCAGUUAGUCUGCUAGAACCGCCUGUAACAGUGACUUCAGUUGCAAUGAGAAUGGAUCGAUUCACGUUGCUAAAGGAGCCAAGAAUGGAUUGAGGUGCGGUAGCUAGCGUUAGCCGGCUAGCCAUGGAGGGAGACAGAGGAGCCUGUGACUUUGUCUUGUUAGACUCUAAUCCGUAAAAUGACGUGAUAUUAGUUACUCACCAUAACUGCUCAGCCCACGCAUGUAAGUGUUAUUAGUGCGCCAGUACUAUGCUGCGCACACGCCCUGAAUAUGUCUGUUCUGCAUAUACCGCAGAUUUGGUUGUCAGUACAUAGACCCCAUUCUGCUGUUUUCACCCUAAUACACUAAACUAUAAUAAUCUAAUUUUAGCAAUCUAAUGUAGGUUUUUUUGAAAGCUAGUCCCACUAAACUACAGUCAAAGUUUCUAUUUACUUAGGUGUUACAUUAUUUAUCUUCCCCUAAAAGAUCUACUGUGAGGCAGACAUCCUGCAGUCGAGUGUUGCCACUUUGACUAGUUCCUCCUCAGUCAUAUGGGAAACUGCAUCCCUGGCUGUAGCAGGACUGCUGUAGGUCAACCAUGGGAGGUUCAGUGUCUUGCUGUAUCUCUCCUGGAGAGAGUCCCAAGAUCCACAGGAGAGAGGUGGAGCUCGAGGAGUGUCCCAUCACCACCACUGAAGACGUGAGCGAAGACACCGGGACCUACCUGCAGCACAUCAGCGACAGGGAGCUCCCAGAUGAACUGGCUCAGGAGGCCAACCCAUCAGACCACCCCAGAGCCAGCACCCUCUUCCUAAACAAGUCGCAGACAGACGUACGUGAGAAAAGAAAAAGCAACUACAUGAAUCAUACAUCCCCAGGGCUCCUGACAAAAAAGUACAGUUCUUGCUCAACAAUAUUUAUCGAUGACAGUACAGUCAGCCAACCCAACCUCAAGAGCACCAUCAAAUGUGUUGCACUGGCCAUAUACUAUCACAUAAAAAACAGAGAUUCAAACCGCUCCCUGGAUAUAUUCGAUGAGAAGAAGCACCCUCUGUCUCGAGAAAAGGUUCCAGAUGACUACUCUGUGAUCGACCCAGAACACAAACUCAUCUACCGCUUCAUAAGAACGCUUUUCAGCUCUGCGCAGCUCACUGCUGAGUGUGCCAUUGUCACUCUGGUGUACCUGGAAAGGUUGUUGACUUAUGCUGAGAUGGACAUCUGUCCUUGUAACUGGAAACGCAUCGUUCUCGGUGCAAUCCUGCUGGCCUCAAAGGUCUGGGAUGACCAGGCAGUGUGGAAUGUCGACUACUGCCAGAUUCUCAAAGAUAUCACAGUGGAGGACAUGAAUGAGAUGGAGCGUCACUUCUUGGAACUGCUCCAGUUUAACAUCAACGUCCCAGCUAGUGUCUACGCCAAGUAUUAUUUUGACCUGCGCUCACUGGCUGACGACAACAACCUCAGUUUCCCUCUGGAGCCACUCAGCAACAAGCGGGCCCAAAAGCUGGAAGCUAUCUCCAGGCUGUGUGAGGACAAGUACAAGGACCUAAGCAAAUCUGCAAUGAGGAGGUCUAUCAGUGCAGACAACCUGGUUGGCAUCAAGAACGCCCAGGCAGUGCUGUCUUAAGUCUGCAAUCUUAAAUCUAGCGAGGAGAUAGAACACCUGGUUUCAAGUUAAGCUACAAAACAUGAUGCUACAUUCUUUGAGAGACUCUUCCAAAGUAGAUUAAGGUAAUAUCUGAAAAGCUUCAUUACAAAAUUUGAAAUGUUCAUUUUGGAAAGUAACAAAACAUAUGAAGCUUAUCAUACACUCUCACGAAAAUAUCAUGACUCCCAUCGCUAAGCGUUCAUUACAAGGAACUUCAGCUAUUUGCCUUGAAAGCAUGGUAAUACGGGAAAAAAAAUUGCAGACGAACAUUUUUUUUCAAAAGUGGAUGGAAUUGGAAGGAAUCGCCAUGAAAAUGCUUGCUGAAACCACAAACAUUGAGGAUGUUGUCUUUUUAUUACAUCAGCCAGUGUUUUGCAGAGUAAUUUGUGGCUACAGCCCUUUUCUGUCACCAGCUGUGUCCCUUCUCCUGCAUUCACAUGAAGACAAACUGUCUCGAACUACCCUGUGGUGUAGUUCUGCACUUGGACAAAGAGUAGACUUUGUUUUGCUUACUAUGUAGGCCCCUAUAGCUGUGAAAUGUACAAGACUUUAUUUAAUUCAAAUAAAUUUCAUUCACUGUUUAAAGUUGAA
Acanthochromis polyacanthus (spiny chromis) is the source of this 2346-nucleotide messenger RNA. RefSeq names its product cyclin-Y-like protein 1. Gene Ontology annotation, molecular function: protein kinase binding; cyclin-dependent protein serine/threonine kinase activator activity. NCBI's taxonomy places the organism in Eukaryota, Metazoa, Chordata, Actinopteri, Pomacentridae. The transcript has 10 exons. Bases 709 to 1734 code for a protein of 341 amino acids. The record is from RefSeq and is a predicted model, not a curated record. Gene Ontology annotation, cellular component: plasma membrane. Gene Ontology annotation, biological process: regulation of canonical Wnt signaling pathway; regulation of cyclin-dependent protein serine/threonine kinase activity.